Messenger RNA from Apis mellifera (honey bee), 1648 nucleotides. RefSeq names its product protein obstructor-E. The record is from RefSeq and is a predicted model, not a curated record. Gene Ontology annotation, cellular component: extracellular region. The transcript is spliced from 3 exons. Gene Ontology annotation, molecular function: chitin binding. The coding region runs from base 174 to 947 and encodes 257 amino acids. NCBI's taxonomy places the organism in Eukaryota, Metazoa, Arthropoda, Insecta, Hymenoptera, Apidae.
ACCAGUCUCGACACGAAAACUCAUCAGCCGAGCUUCUUCGGUACCCAUAAGAAUCCGCUUCACGCUUCCAGCCCCACCUUUGGAUGAUUCCAGGCCACCGGAUCGAAAUUCGAGCAAUUUCCAGUUAAUCGAAUUGGUCUUGUCCAAGGCCGAGCAGGAGACAAGUCGCAGAAAUGGUGUCGUCCCAGGCUCUCUCGUUACUCUUGCUGUUUCUGGUCGCGCACGGAUCGCAGGGGCAGAAACAGCAGCAAGAAGAUCCUUGCCAAACAAAAUCCAGAGUGGUCGGUGACAUAGAGUAUUGCGAUCGUUAUUGGGAAUGCGUGAACGGGCGUCCAGAAUUGUUCGACUGUCCAAACGGUCUUGUUUUCGCUGGGAAGCAUCGAGGCGUGACCGAGGGCUGCGACUAUCCGUGGAGAGCGAACUAUUGCGACGGAAAGCGGCAGGCUAAUCCACCGAUUCCUGCCGAGCAUUGCGAUUGGCUCUACGGCAUAUUCGGCCACGAGACUUCUUGCACGCGGUACUGGACCUGUUGGAACGGAACCGCCACCGAACAAUUGUGCAUCGGUGGACUUUUGUACAACGAGAGGGCAAGGUCCUGCGAUUGGCCCGAGAACGUGGAAGGAUGUCAAAAGCAUCCACUGUGCAACGACGACGCGAACGGGAACGUUCCUUUGGGCAAAUCGUGCAAUCGUUACUGGCAAUGUCAAGGUGGAUACCCGCGAUUGCAGCGAUGCCCCGCGAUGCUGGUGUUCGAUCGAAGGUCGCUGAGGUGCGUCGUCCCGCCCACCGAGGAUUGUGACGUACCCACGACCCCACCCAAUCUCGAGGGCGAUCUGCCCGAUGGAAGGAACGAGCAGGAAGCGGAGGAAGAGAACCUUCCGCCCGGUGUUCCGCCAUUGCCGGCCGGCGCGUUGCCCAUACCGCUUCGAGCUCGCCCCAGAAAUUAGACGAUCCGACGUUUUCUUUUUUUUUUUUCCCUUUUUUUUUUUUUUCGAUCAAUCGUACGCUUUUCGACCGGUGAUAUCUUUCUUUUCGAAUGUAAAAGGAAAACUCGUGAAUACUCUUGAAAAUCUUCGUUCGUUUCGCGAAAAAGAGGUUAAAGAAAGAAGUUGCUCGGCGAGAAGCGUUCUUUUUUUUUUUUUAUUUUUGGAAAUUCCAAAGUUUCGAAUCGCAUCGAGUAAUUUAUACGAAAAGAAAUUGGAGAAAAAGGAGAAUUUUAAUUUUGUGAAAAAAGAGGGAGGAUAAAAAUUCAGUAACAUGUAUAUUCGAAGCUUAUAGAGCAUGUUUUUUUUAAUUAGAAGCGUUAGUGAUUUUUCUUCUUCAAUCUCUCUUGUUUUAUUAUCAUCUUCUUGAUGAAGUCGUCGCACGAAUGUACGUUUAAGUUAAAAAAAAGAGAAAAAAGAAAGAAAAAAAAAAAAAGAUAAAUAGGUAAAUCGUAAUGGAAAUCACGUUUAUAUUCUUUUAUUAUUGUUAUUAUUAAGUAACUCUUUCUCUCUCUCUCUCUCACCACCCCGAAUUGUAAAUAAUUCUCUCUCUUAGCCAUUCUCACCCUGUUCUCGCCCUAAUUAUAAGUAAUUAUCAAAAACGUUCACACUUGUACGAAUGUAGAACUCGUUGGAAUAAAGUGUACGUUGUAUAUUUUUUUGUA